Triticum aestivum (bread wheat) is the source of this 1004-nucleotide messenger RNA. RefSeq lists its product as uncharacterized. Lineage: Eukaryota; Viridiplantae; Streptophyta; Magnoliopsida; Poales; Poaceae. Gene Ontology annotation, molecular function: cysteine-type peptidase activity. Bases 30 to 608 code for a protein of 192 amino acids. The record is from RefSeq and is a predicted model, not a curated record. Gene Ontology annotation, biological process: proteolysis. The transcript is spliced from 4 exons.
AGUACUUCUUGGCGACUAGUCCAGAUAGCAUGGAUGCACAUGAUUCUGUUGUUUUCCCCACUUUUGACCCACCUGACAUUCCUACUCACUUGGGUGGUGUUGGUCAUUGGGUUUCAAUAUUUCUUGACCUGAAGAAUUCAAGGUUCCAGCUUCUCAACUCCUACUAUGGACCAAACGAUGAUUGUGCGGUACGUCUGUUUCGGCGGAUGACUGAUAACAUCAAGAAGCUUUGGAACAAUGCCAACAACGACAGGGAGACACCCUUCAGUCCUCUUUCUAUUGACCAUUUCCCUUUGGAUUGGAUUGAUGUCCCCCAGCAAACCAACAAUAUCGACUGCGGAUUCUUCAUGCUUACGAAAGUUAAUUCGUUUCAUGAAGAGGUUCUUGCAAACUAUUCCCAUGAUAAUAUCGCAGAUAUCAGAAAGACGUGGUUGUACUCAAUUGCUUCUUCUAACCUAUUUGAAACAUACUUCCAAGGUCUGUUUGGCUACUAUACAUUGGACCCGUUGGACUUGACCGAUUACCACUACUCAUUCCUCGGGUCACAGGAAUACCAGCCUAGGGAGGAAUCGAUGAGUACAACUCUGAGAGAAGAUGAUAGCUCUUGAACCAUUAUUCCUUCCAAGUUGGGGAAGCAAGCUGUCAGUAUUUGUGCUGCUCCAAUUACCCCUUGCUCCAGGAAGGUUGGUGCAGUCGAAGCAGAUGUGAUUUCGUCGGAUGAUGAUUUUGAGAAGAAUGCUUACCCGAAGAAUGGUAAAUCUGCUGCUGGUACUAUUGUUGGGAGAGGUGGGAAGAAUGCUAUCAUCACUAGGAGGAAACCGAUAGUUGAGUCUGGCAACAUAACUUCCUCAAAGAGAGCAUCAAGAUUGCCUUUGAAGUGGUGUUCUGCUGUUGCUCCCCUAAAUAAAUACAUUUACCCUCAUCUAUCUGAGGCCCGGAGGUUGAGACAGUAUGUGCUUAGUGAAGAUGGUCUGAAGAAGUACUAUGAUUGAGUUUUCUUCUUC